This is a messenger RNA of Tribolium madens (black flour beetle), 2090 nucleotides long. Its product is annotated as succinate dehydrogenase [ubiquinone] flavoprotein subunit, mitochondrial-like. Gene Ontology annotation, biological process: mitochondrial electron transport, succinate to ubiquinone; tricarboxylic acid cycle. Lineage: Eukaryota; Metazoa; Arthropoda; Insecta; Coleoptera; Tenebrionidae. The record is from RefSeq and is a predicted model, not a curated record. The transcript has 8 exons. The coding region runs from base 30 to 1952 and encodes 640 amino acids. Gene Ontology annotation, molecular function: electron transfer activity; succinate dehydrogenase (quinone) activity; flavin adenine dinucleotide binding.
AAAACUUUCAACCUGACAUUUAAGUAAAAAUGUUUAAACUCUCAAAACUCUUUAACCCGAUAUCGAAACAUUUGCGAAAUUUGCAACCUAGACUUCGAUUCUCUUCAGAAAGCGAAGUUCCAGUUUUUGACCACUUUUAUGAUUGCUUGGUGAUCGGUGCUGGCGGGGCAGGGCUUCGAGCUGCCUAUGGUUUGACAUCGAAAGGUUUCAAUACUGCUGUUGUGACAAAAAUUUUCCCGACUCGGUCCCACACUGUGUCAGCUCAAGGCGGCAUAAACGCAGCCCUAGGUAACUACGAACCAGACAAGUGGUACUGGCACUUCUUCGACACCGUCAAGGGCUCCGACUGGCUAGGCGACCAAGACGCCAUUCACUACAUGACCAAAAAUGCCCCCACUGCAAUCUUAGAACUGGAAAAUGUCGGAAUGCCAUUCUCGCGAUUCAAAGACGGCAAAAUAUAUCAGAGGGCUUUCGGGGGACAGUCUUUGGAAUGUGGGAAAGGGGGCCAGGCCCAUAGGACUUGUGCGGCGGCUGACAGUACUGGCCAGUUUAUGCUGCACACGUUAUAUGGACAAGCAGUAAAAUACAAUUGCAAAUUUUUCGUCGAGUAUUUCGCUUUGGACUUGAUGAUGGAUGAGGAUAGGUGUUGUGGAGCCAUUACUUGGGAUUUGAGUAGUGGGACAUUCCAUCGCUUUUUUGCAAGGAAUACUGUUAUAGCGACUGGGGGGUACGAAAGGGCAUAUUUUUCGUGCACAACAGCGCAUACUUCGACCGGAGAUGGGACGGCGAUGGUCUCGCGAGCGGGGCUUCCCUUGCAAGAUUUGGAGUUCGUCCAGUUUCAUCCCACAGGCAUCUACGGUGUCGGGGUACUUGUGACUGAGGGAGCAAGAGGAGAAGGCGGAUACAUAACCAAUAGUCAAGGAGAACGUUUCAUGGAGCGAUACGCCCCUCAUGCUAAAGACUUAGCAUCCCGAGACGUAGUCUCCAGAAGUUGCGCUAUGGAGAUCCUUGAAGGCCGAGGAGUAGGUCCCGAAAAGGACCACGUCCAUUUAGAACUAAUGCACUUGCCGAAAGAACUCAUUAGAAAACAAUUACCGGGAAUUACGAACUUAGUAGCCGGUUUUGUAGGCCGCGAUGUAACAAAAGAACCUAUUCCUAUUGUACCUACAGUCCACUAUAACAUGGGUGGAAUCCCUACGAAUUAUAAGGGACAAGUUAUCACCCAAUCGCCGGAAAAAUGCGAACAAUUCGUCACGGGACUUUACGCUUGUGGCGAAUGUGCUUGCGUUUCAGUCCAUGGAGCAAACAGACUUGGCGCUAAUUCUUUACUUGAAACUGUUAUUUUUGGUCGUGCUGUUGCUCAUGCCAUUGGCGAGUGUAACAAACCGGGCGAUGACAUUCCACAAGCUGAAGAUUGGAUGGGUGCAAGCGCUAUUGAUAAUUUAGAAAAACUGAAACGGCAAAAUGGCAAUCGGACAGUCGGAGAUUUGCGUUUGGAAUUACAAAAAACGAUGCAAAAAUUCGCUGGAGUGUUUCGCAAUCAAAAAUUACUGGAGGAAGGUUGUUUGCAAGUCGCAGAGUUGUAUAAGGAAAUAGAUAACAUUAAAGUUAACGACGAUUCAAUGAUAUGGAAUUCUGAUCUUCUCGAAGCUUUAGAAUUACAAAAUUUGUUUAUUAAUGCCAUUCAAACGAUACGUGCAAUGGAAAUGAGAAAAGAAUCACGAGGAGCCCACGCAAGAGACGAUUAUAAGAUAAGAAUAGACGAGUAUGAUUAUGCAAAACCGGUCGAAGGGCAGACAAAAAAAUCAUUUGAAGAACAUUGGCGGAAACAUACGUUAAGUUGGUUGGAAGUUGAAACCGGAAAAGUUUGUUUCACGUUCCGUCCCGUAAACGACGAGACUUUAGACGAGGACGAGUGCCCCCACGUUCCUCCAAUAAUCAGGGCCUACUGAAUAAGUAUCAAUAAUUAUGAAAAAAAUAUUUAUAUAAAUUAUACAAUUUUCCUGUACAACAGAAAAACAAAUCUGUACAGAACCAUUUGAAUCUUAAACAAUUCAAAUUUGUUGUUACUUGAAUAAAGGAAUUAAUAG